AUUUGACACAACAACAACAAGAAGAAGAGAAUCGAAGACAACAAGAUCAGAGCAAAGAAUGGCACAAGUAGAAGAGGUAAACACAAGACCCUGUGCGCGAUGUUUCCCUUGUGCUUUGUUUCUGUUUGUUGAAUCGCAAUUUUGCAACGCGACUAGUAACGAUUUGCUACUAUUUUCUCAUAUAAGAACAUGGCAGUCAUUUGCUGUCCUCUCAAUCCCUCGAUUUGUCAUCUCCUGUAGCCCCCAAGAUUCUUUUCUCAACAUGAACUUGUCGAUCAUCCGAUCUUGAUGUCAAAUGACUCCGUUUGUCAGUGGUCGGAACUUUCCAAGUUUGAGAGCUGGAAGAAAUCUCCGGAGAGGAGCGAGCUGUUCAAGGCAGCUGAGCUCAUGGUGGAAGAAGACCUUUGGGAGGAUUCCGAAGAUCGUUCAAACUUGUUCCAGUUCGCCAAGAUUCUGGUCCAGGAGGACGAGUGGGAGGGCAGCCAGGACCGCAGUGAUCAGUUCAAAGUGGCCAAGAUUCUUGCGGAGGACGAGGAAUGGACUAGAUCGAGCUUGAGGAGCGAGCUCUUUCUCUCGUGCUACAUUGACAUCUCGGAGGAGGAGUGGGAGCAUGAGGAGACGAGGUCGGAACUCUUCAAGGAAGUAGCAUGUUCGCACCCAUCCGCUCUCGAAGAAGGUAUUGCGGAUGGGCCACAGCUCUGCAUGGCCAGCUCAGCCAUGCCCAAUGGCCCCACGUUAUUUGCCAGCCCCGUUGAACCGCAGAAUGCAUACCUAGAAGGAGCUUGCAUGCAGGCACUUGAGGAGAUCAUCAUCGAAAGGGGUGAACCAGCAUGUGGCGUAAUGGAGCUGAAACUGCACAAGCACUCGCCAAACAACGUGGCGGAGUUGCCCUUCCAUGCACCGCCUGCGCUAUCGCUGCUUCCUGCAUGCUAAACGAAGCUGCGUGGACCAUUGGAGCAUAGAAACACUACCUGUUGUGUGCCUGUUUUGCUUGGCCGUGUCCGAUUAACACAUUGAUUGUCAUCGUUUUGAAGUUUGGAUGAUGUGGUGAAGGAUAUUUGCUAUGUACCUUAGAUUUUUCUAUCCUUUGAAUGCAAAACAAAAAAUAUAGUUGAUACACUACAAUUAACAAGGUUGCUGGUGAACUUAGGUUCUGUAAUCGAUGUUCGAUCUUGCGUUGAAUUUCUCUUUCUCCUUACUCACGAGGAUCGUCAUCAUCGUACCAAUCCGGAUCCUCUCUGGGCUCAUAAGAGUGCUUCCACAUCUGCCACGGCUCGAU
Guillardia theta CCMP2712 is the source of this 1279-nucleotide messenger RNA. RefSeq lists its product as hypothetical. The transcript has 3 exons. Lineage: Eukaryota; Cryptophyceae; Pyrenomonadales; Geminigeraceae. The record is from RefSeq and is a predicted model, not a curated record. The coding region runs from base 289 to 933 and encodes 214 amino acids.